CGCAGUACCGUCAUUCUGGCGUCAGGACUCCGAAUCCCAAUCCCAAUCUCUCUCCAUUACUACCACCAUAUACACCAUCUAACAUGCCUGACAAAUUCAUGGUCAUCUUCAAACCUGGAACCCCACAGUCAGAAAUCGAUAAAUAUGUCAAUCAGGUACAGGAUAAUGGGGGGGAAGUUCACCAUAAAUUCGACUCCACUCUCCACGGCUUUUCGGCGACAAUCCCUGAGACACAGUUGCAACAGCUUCAGAGUCUGCAAGCUAGUGGUCCUAUCGAAUACAUCGAACCCGACACUAAGGUGACAAUCCAGUAGAAUGUAAGGCAUGUAAUGGAUGACAGAGUACAUAUAUCGCAAGAUGUAACUAUGUCUAGUGUAAUCAGGAAGCCUUUCUGAAUCUCGCCACCAACGUGGUGCAACCUGGGGUUCAUCGAUUC
Molecule: messenger RNA, 436 nt
Organism: Marasmius oreades (fairy-ring Marasmius)
Lineage: Eukaryota; Fungi; Basidiomycota; Agaricomycetes; Agaricales; Marasmiaceae
Exons: 5
Coding region: 84-314 (76 amino acids)
Biological process (GO): vacuole fusion, non-autophagic
Molecular function (GO): endopeptidase inhibitor activity
Source: RefSeq, a predicted model, not a curated record